CCGCAUUGCCUCGUUGAUGCAGUCCCCGAACUGACUGCGCCUAUUCCGGUGUUCUAAUUUGACCGUUUGGCCCCUGGGCUAAACAAUCAAAUUAGCCUAAAUUCACCCGAUUAGCCUAAAUUCACCCAAUAUUGUGGGUUUAUUGGGAGAUCUUGUACUUGUGGAUAUUUAUUCUAUACUUUGAGUAGCAGAUAUUCUGUAGCAGAAUGGGAAGAACUGGAAUUUAUUCACUAUUUUCAGCAAAAACAUACCCACUCAGAUGAAAUAAAUAGUACAGUAUAUGGACAUGGAUGGGUCUGAUAUAUGUGUUUUUGUCUUUCAGCAUUCUACAAUCAAUACCCGGUGGAGGACAUCAUAAUCCAGAGCCAACCACCGAAGCUUCAAGCCAACACCUGGUCACAACAAUUCGUGUCCUUCUUGGAGUUGUGUCUGAAGAAGGACCCUGCGGAGCGAUGGAGCGCUGAGAUACUCCUGCAGCCCCCCUUCAUCACUGGACUGCCGCCUAAGACGAUCAUCAGGGCUGAGAUUCAGCAACACCUUCAGGCUCAGCAGAAGCGGCCGGCCAAGAGGGGAUCCAUUGUAUCUAGAGUGAAGGGAGCAGCUCUCUGGGCCAGGGAACAGCUGCGUCGCACUUGUUACUUCUGUGCACACAAGACCUUGGCAGAAGAAAAAGCGGCUCAACAAAUGGCACUGAAGGGCUUUCCUUGUUAUUGAUCCUGUAGCCAAUAACAUCUAAAGCCCAGAUGUUAGUGGGUGGGGGGCAAUUUGUUAGGCACCCACCAUUGACUAUAACUUUGCCCCAGCACAUGCGCCUUGGUGCUACUGAAAGGUUCUCCUGUGUUUUCAAAUGCUAAAGUGUCAUUGGUAGGAAAGGCAAUUGGGCCUGUUUUCAGCAUUGGCUGGUAAACCAAUCAGGUCUGCAGGCAAACCAAGCUCAGCACCCUUUAGAAUCACUAUGGACGUUAUAUGGUCUCUCCU
This is a messenger RNA of Xenopus tropicalis (tropical clawed frog), 978 nucleotides long. Its product is annotated as serine/threonine-protein kinase 3-like. The record is from RefSeq and is a predicted model, not a curated record. The coding region runs from base 304 to 714 and encodes 136 amino acids. Lineage: Eukaryota; Metazoa; Chordata; Amphibia; Anura; Pipidae. The transcript is spliced from 3 exons.